Messenger RNA from Lolium perenne, 1483 nucleotides. Its product is annotated as aspartic proteinase Asp1. Lineage: Eukaryota; Viridiplantae; Streptophyta; Magnoliopsida; Poales; Poaceae. Gene Ontology annotation, biological process: proteolysis. Gene Ontology annotation, molecular function: aspartic-type endopeptidase activity. The record is from RefSeq and is a predicted model, not a curated record.
UUGUUCGCACCAUCCAAAGAAACAGAGAGUUUCAGCAGAGAAGCAGAACUCUAGAGCUCAAGCCAGCGUUUUGCCCUCUUCCCCCACCAUGGCUGCCAUGUGGUCUCCGAUCAUCGGUCUCCUGUUGCUCCUGCUUCCAUUAGCGCCCUCCUCCGCCUCCUACAUCAAGUACCCGCUCGAAGGCAAUGUCUACCCUACUGGCCACUUCCUUGUUACGAUGAACAUUGGUGAACCCCUGCAGCCCUACUCCCUGGACAUCGACACUGGCAGCAACGUCACCUGGCUGGAGUGCCAGCACCCACACCACCGCUGCCACGGAAGCCCGGGGGUAAAACGCUUUUACAAGCCAGGACCUGCCAACCUGAGGGUGGACUGUAAAGACCCGUUCUGUACUUCACUGCACGCAGACCUGCCUGGUAGGAGACCUCGAUGCCCAAGGAAACAUCCACAUGAGUGCCACUACGAAAUUGGGUACGUCGACAUGAGGACACAAGGUGUCCUCGUCAACGACACGAUCUCUCUCGGUGGGGGAAGAAAUGAGCUCAUUGUGUUCGGCUGUGGAUAUGACCAGAGACUCAAGAACUUGCCAGGACCGAAGCCAACGCCGGCGCCAGCAGCACACGGCCUCCUUGGUCUUGGGAUGGGAAAGGUAGGUUUCGUGGCGCAACUCAAGGCGCACGGGGUGAUCACCAAGGAUGUCAUUGGGCAUUGCCUCAGCAGCAGCAGCAGCAGGAAAGGAGGGGGCUACCUCUUCAUUGGGGACUAUGAUAAGUUGCCCUCCACCGGCAUGACCUGGGCACCACUGAAAAAAUACGGUCUUCACUACUCACCAGGCCAAGCAACGCUGCAUUUGGAUGGACAGCAGAUAUACGCAAACGGAAUGAACGUGGUCUUUGACAGUGGUGCUACCUACACCUACGUGCCUACCCAGAUAUACAAGCCCCUUGUCGCGAAACUGAAAGCUAUUAUUGGAAACACACUCGACCCGGUGCGUCAUCAUGCCCUUCCUAACUGCUGGAUGCGGAGAGGGACAGUCGAACCUUUCGACGACGUCAGCAGGCCGUCUGGGAUACUGACGUUGCGAUUUGACAACAACAUUGUCAUGACUCUUCUUCCCAAAAACUAUCUCAUCCGCGUGGAAAAUAACAUUGCGUGCUUGGGCAUCCUCAAUGGAUCUGACGUUGGUCAAAACGAGAGGAUCAUAAUUGGAGAUGCUACGAUGCGGGAUAUGCUUGUGGUAUAUGACAACGAGCAAGGGAGGAUUGGAUGGGCUAGCGGAGAUUGCAAAUACUCUGCUACCACUUCGCGUCUCUGAGCGAAGAAGUUUGCAGUGCUAUAGACUGCGCUACAAGAUAACCCCGUAGAUCGGAAGUGGGAGUAGAGAAGGAAUCAUAGCUGAACAUGAACGAAGGGAUGUUCUGAAAUCCUUUUAUAUGAUCCUCUUUCCCAUGAUAAUAAAAUAAAAUGGAGUCGUUUGGUACCA